Molecule: messenger RNA, 606 nt
Organism: Plasmodium cynomolgi strain B
Lineage: Eukaryota; Apicomplexa; Aconoidasida; Haemosporida; Plasmodiidae
Product: prefoldin subunit 2
Exons: 4
Coding region: 229-606 (125 amino acids)
Biological process (GO): protein folding
Cellular component (GO): cytoplasm; prefoldin complex
Molecular function (GO): protein folding chaperone
Source: RefSeq, a predicted model, not a curated record
GGCAAAUAAGCACAAUUAAUGGUCCCCCUCCUCUUAACAAUUUUGUUAAAGUUUUUCUUCGCUCGCGAAUAAACGUAUGUACUCGUAAGUAAGCAAGCAAGCCGUGUACAUGUAUGUUCGUACCUUCGUGCAAUUCGAGCAAACACCCCCGUGAGUACAUUUUUGGCAGGAAUUAUACACAGAGCCUCUAACCCUUUGCAACUGCAUUUUCGAUGAGAAUUUCACAAAAUGGAAACUAAGAAUAUCACCCAAGCAUCCAAAGUGAGUGAACAGAAUGAGGCUAAGUCAACAUACGAACAAAUUGAAAAGGAUAGAGUCCAACUGGUAUCCAAGAUAGAAGAGUUAUAUCAAGAUGUCGUUGAACACAAACUCGUACUGGAAGCCUUGGAGAAUGUCCCCUCUGACAGACGGUGCUACAGAAUGGUUGGAGAAAUACUGGUUGAAAGAACUGUUGGUGAAAUUAAACCAGCUUUGGUAGAUCAUAAAAACAAGAGCAAAGUUAACGACUUGGCUCAACCACACACGUGGGUGGAACAAAUCAUAGCCGAGUGCCAGAAGAAGUUGGACGAAAAAAACUCCGAACUUACAAAAUUUGUGAAAAAGUAA